AUGAAUAAUCUUUAAGUUUGCUAUGAAUUAUUAAAUGAUAGUUAUCGGAAUUUCUUCUUAGGUUUUGGAGGUAAUCCAACAAUUAUUUUUCAUUACUCAUUUAUUAAAGAAAAUUCUUGUAAUUUAAUUAUAUCAAAGAUUUUCUAUAGAGGGUAAUUUUAGAGAAGUCUAAAAUGUUGGUGUCUAAGUGUUUUUUGAAAAUAGUUUAUAUGCUAUAAUAGCAUUAUCAUAUUUUAUUACUUAUUGGAGAUGGUUAACAGUUUCUAUUGUAAUACUAUCUGUUUUUCUAAAUAUUGGUAACCUUUUGAUUUUUAUAAUUUUUAUACACAAAGAAAAUAUAUGUAAAGAUUCUAAAUUAAUUUGCAAAAUUAAAUGGGACUUAAUAAAUCAAAAUAGAUGA
Paramecium primaurelia is the source of this 400-nucleotide messenger RNA. The record is from the annotation of a GenBank genome assembly. NCBI's taxonomy places the organism in Eukaryota, Ciliophora, Oligohymenophorea, Peniculida, Parameciidae.